This is a messenger RNA of Ostrinia furnacalis (Asian corn borer), 10434 nucleotides long. It is a transcript of the gene ash1, whose product is annotated as histone-lysine N-methyltransferase ash1. Gene Ontology annotation, cellular component: nucleus; nucleoplasm. The coding region runs from base 490 to 10314 and encodes 3274 amino acids. The record is from RefSeq and is a predicted model, not a curated record. Gene Ontology annotation, biological process: regulation of DNA-templated transcription. Gene Ontology annotation, molecular function: histone H3K4 methyltransferase activity; chromatin binding; protein binding. NCBI's taxonomy places the organism in Eukaryota, Metazoa, Arthropoda, Insecta, Lepidoptera, Crambidae. The transcript is spliced from 23 exons.
AAUACAAAAUGUACAUAGUUUAAAAUGAAUUGAGUGAAAUGCACUUAGUUUAUAAUGAAUUUGUAAACCCAAAUCACGUAGCAUGCUGUCUAAAAUCUAUCUUGCGGUUGAUGGUAUGAUCGACGCCAUUUUGCGUGCCGACUCGCACAUACAAACUUACAAGCGUUUAUAUUUAUGAAUCAUUAGGUGUCUCUUUCACAUACUAGCAAAUUUCAUAUGAGAAAAAGAAUAAGUUGCAAAAUUCUCUGACUUUCUCUUUAUCAACAAAGUAUGUGUAAUAUGAGUAUGUGUGUGUAUUCCUGACAAUUUUUACACGACGAAUAAUUUGUAAACAUGGAGGCCAAGUGUUUGGUGAUAUAAUUUUCUACGUAUCUUUGCGAUGCAGUGUAAAUUUUCUAGCUGACUAAUAUCACAUUGGAGAUCCAUUUACGUCUGAAAUGAAGCACCGUAAACUGUUGUACUUGGGAACAUCUUGACCAACCUUGAACAAUGGGCACUGAGUUGCCAAAGACACAAGAUUCAAGUGGUGACUCUGACUCUAACAGUGAUUCUGAGCAUAGCAGCAGUAGCGAAUCAUCUGGAAGUGACUGGGAAUGUUCUGGUGCUAAACAAGGCACCGCACACAAACCCCAUUUUUCAGUCACUUCCUGUGACACAGGCCUGAAGCUCAAAAUUGCUGCUAUUCCACCAAGAAAGGUCAAUCCAAAAAAGGGCACAGCUGUCAAAAAGAAACCUGACAGUACGCUAAAAACAUCUAAAGCUGGUAAGGACCGCCCCACAGUGAAGAAAAAAGGCAAGUCACAGUUAUCAGAAACAUCAACAAGCUCUGAAUCAUGUAGUAAAUGUUCAUCAGAUUCAUCAAGUGAAGAUGACUUGCCAUUAAAAACUGUAUCAAAAUUGCUGAUUCCAAAAGGAUCACCACAAAAAACAUCUGGAAAAAGCACAAAGAAUAACUCUAACAAGAGUGACAGUGAUGAAGACAAAAGGACAGGUGAAAGCAGAGACAAUGCAUCUAAAGCAAACAUCAAGGAGAAAAAUAGUGCUGCAAAGACUAAUAGUACUAUUGUGAAAAAGACUAAAAGUGAUGACACCACUCACGAAUCGACCUUGAAAAGACCCAGAGGAAGACCCCGAACUAAGUUCUUGUCACCUCUGGAAGAGAGCGCGGCGUGCGGUAGCAGCACGUCCUCGUCCACUUCGUCCUCGUCAUCGUCGUCGUCUUCGUCCUCGUCGUCGUCCUCGGACUCCGACACAGCGGACGCCGCUGGCGGCUCCGCUCACGCCUCCGCCGAGGACUCUAGUGCUGCGCUCGCUGCCGCUUGUCCGUUGCAGGUCAUCGACGAUGCGGACCUCGCGGAACUAUUUCCAGAACAAACAUCGAGCGCGCCGGCGCAACAGCCUAAUUUCCCGGCCUUCGCCGUGCACAACGCGUCGCCAGACAAUGAUGACAAGUCCAUCGCAGAUAAUGGUGAUGGAUCAAGCAGCGAAAUGGAGCUGACGCCGCAACUCGUGACGCAAGCUAUUCAAAGAGCGACGGCUGAUUCGUCGAGCUCAGAAAACGAGUGUUCCAACUCGGAUGCCGGCCAUCCGAACACCACUCAUUAUGCGUCUAGUCUCUUGCAAGAGUUUGUUGCUCAAACGCAGCUAUUGAGCAGUACGGCACCGUUAACGCCUAUUAGCGCUGGUGCGGCCUCUACGAUACCGUGCGGACUCAAUGCAAAUCCUAUCGAUGGCGUUGGGACAAUCAGUGAUUGCGUUCUGGGUCAGAUUAACAACCUCCCAGAAAUAACACCAAUAGCGCCAAACUUUUUAACAUCGCAACAUUUGAGUCCGCAGCAGACAGAAGAACUGUCACAAAUUAAUAAAGACCUAGAAGAGAUAACAUCUGUGGCUGAAUCAGUGGAACUGCAGAUACCAAAUCCUAGCCUUGAUGAUUGUGUCGACAAUAAUGAUUUCAUGAAUCUUGAUAUAUCUCAAGGAGGCUCAGAGCUAGGAAGUGCCAGUGAUCUGCUUAAAAGUUCUCCAAUAACCGUAGUAGGUACGGAUAUGGGUUCUAUUAAUCAAUUAGAUAUGCAAAAACUAGAUACGAUUAGUACGAAUUCAAUCGAAUCUCAGGAAGACGUUAAAAACGUCAUUGUGGAAUCUAGACGUAAAAGGGGCCGACCUCGAAAAGUAAGACAGUCGGAAGUGGAAUUCGGGAAUAAAAACAGGGAAUCUCAAAAGGAAGACAAAUCUGUUGUCAAUGUUAUUAAUUUCCAUAAUGUGAAUGAUCCACCCAAUGUAUCUCCAGAUUCGGGAAUUCUAUCAAAUCAUAACUCGCCAACCCAUUCACCUCUUAGACGUCACGAUGUAGAUGAAAAUCAUAGCAGAUUAGGAAGAAAAUCUAUCCAAAAAGAAAAUUCGACGCGGGAAAGGAGAGCAAUGAGAUCAAAAUCGAAAAGCAGAGGUCGCCCACAAAACAGGUCAGAUUCUAGCGACUGUGAUUACCAAAAAAAGCGAGUGGAAAAUGAAAUAAAACAAAUCAAAACUGAAGCACCUUCCCCAGUUCCACUGAAACAAGAACAAAGCAAGUUUGAGAAGGCAAAAAGAACUGAUCAAAAAUUGGAUAUUGCUGCGUUAGAUAGAAUGUUAUACGCUACAGACAGGGUUUUGUAUCCGCCAAGGAAAAAAGUGGGUCGAAGACCUCAGAACAAAACAAAAGUAAAUAAAAGCACACCAAAAACUUUGAAAGAUAAAAAUCAAUACGAUUCUGCCGAUAGCGAAGAUGAUACAGUUGCUACCAAUAGAUCUGUGCUUUCAGGAGUGUAUGCCAAACGAAAAGAACUUAACAGCAAGCUCGCGAAUUUACCUAAGAAAAACAAUAAAUCAUUUUCCAACACCUGGCGAGAUAAUCAAAGUGAAAACGAGGCAGCGGCAGAUGAUCCUCUAGAUCCAACAUGGAAGCAAAUCGAUUUAAACCCUAAAUACAAAGACAUUCUAUCUGGAUAUAAAAGUGACCACGAGUUUAAGCCUUACAAAAGUUGCAGUAGAUUAAUAGAAUCUGGAUACAAAAGCGAUUAUGGUUGCAGAUCGGGCUAUAAAAGCGAUUACUAUCGCUCUGGCUACAAAAGUGACUAUAAAUCUGGUUAUAAAAGUGAUAAAUCGGGCUAUAAAACUGAUUACAGUGUUAGAAGUUUGCGUAGAAAAACAAGAAAGCUAAAGAAAACCAGAUCUGUUAGAGAUAGGUCGUAUUACAAAAACCAAAAACAUUUUGUAUCUGACCAGGAAAUAUUAUUGCUAACUAAUAAAACAUUUAGUAGCUUGACAUUAGGCCACAGUUCCAGUGAUUCUGAAUGUGAUAGUUACUUGAGAAAACCAAAUGCCAGUCCAAAAUACGUAAGCGUUUGCACAAAGUAUCCGCUCCACUCGCAAUAUAACUUUGGAUUCUCUAAAAUGAGUAAAAGGCAGUUAUUGAGACCCAAUUCAUCAGAUCCAUUCGCACCAGGUCCAGUUUUUAGCGGAUUUCAACAACCAGUGACAACUUAUAAUAUCUUUAAAGUGGGACAUCAUAACAAUAACAACAUUUUGCUUAAAUCUCCUACAAAACCUAACAGCUAUGUUGGAAGACCACUUCCAGCUUUGAAGCCAGUAUUUACACAUAAAUUUGGAACAUCUCCAAUAUGUACAGCAGCUAAACCUCCAAGUUCAAAAAACAAAGAUACUUAUCUAACUGGUACGUUAUCUCCCAAGAAUCGCAAAAUGUUGAGAAAUGGGACAUCAACAAAGAAGGAAAGCCCGCUCAAACCUCUUCCAAGUAUAUUUGAGAAAGCUAAAAAUUCGUAUGUCCCAAAUAAAUCUUUGUCGAGAAACGUAUUCCUUAAUUUCAAGAAACCUCAUUUGAAGCCGACUUUUCACAUCAGAAAACAUAGAAGAACUGUUGUACUGGCACCACCCAAGAUUAAUUUGAAACCCAUUGAGAGACCGUCACGAAUCACUGUGAAAACAGAGAGUAAACAUCAUAGACAUAGAAGUAAAAGAAGGCAUCGUUCUCGAUCUGUCUCUAAAUGCCGCGAGUCUUGCAGUAAAGUUAUAGACAUGGUUGAUCAAAAAUUUUGUCAAGAUAUGGACAACUUGGUUUCAAAUUUCAUUAAACUGUGUCAAAUAGCGCCUAAACUAAUAAACAAUCCUCCAGUACAAAAUCCGACAAAAACAGCGGAAAAACCGGUCGUAGAGACUCCAACUGCUAAGGUCGUAAAGAGGGGUUCAAAGAAACGUAAAACAUCGGAUAAUCAAGAAAUAACAACCCCUACUUCCAAAAGAAGACAUAAGAAACAAUUAACGGAAUCUCAAAGUAAAGGUGGUAAAGACACAAAUGAACAUAAGCUGCCUCUCAAAAAGAGACACUAUCAUAUCAAUUCUUCCACAAGUAAUUCUCUAAGUCUUAGUUUAGUUACGGCUGAAUUUGACGACAAUUCUAAAAAUGACACCAGUUCAGACCAGUUUUUAUGUACUGAGACCGACUGCUUGGCUGAAUUACAUAAUAACAUCAAUAAUGCGUCCGAAGAAACUCCUAAAACAAAAACGGCGCACGAAAAAUCAAAGAAGAUGAAUGAAACUUCAAAAACAUCAACUCCUACGCCAGUAGAUAACAAAACAAAAACAGAACAAAAUGAAAUCAAAACACCAAAGUUGACUCCUAAUCUAGUAUCCGAGACAUUAAGCGUGAAAAUAGAUGAGACUUCUCCUACAGGAACCGCCAAGACACAUUCUCCGAGUUCUCUCAAUGCUACCGAUGAUGAAUUGGCAAUAACAAAACCUACGCCUGAACAAUCAGAAUUAUCCAAGAAAAUUUAUGAAACGUCUGAGAAAUUAAAAGCUGUGCAUAAAAUGGUACAUGAUUUGGAAAAAUCCUUACCUAAAGCAAAAGAUUCAGAUGCUAAAGCAGAGACAACGAAACAAGAUACACCAAAAAUGUCACCUAGAUCUGAGACUAAAUCGUCUCCAUUGAGACAUUCAGCGCCUAUAGUGACGCCUAAAAAGCGGCAUCGGCUCGAGGCUGAUAAAGUGGUUACUCAUAGCCUUGAUCAAGUUGUGCAGUCACUUUCAAAGAAGCUAUCGGAAGAUAAGCCUGUUAUUAGUAAUAACAAAGAUGUAAAUCAAAAUAACGCAAAGGAAGAAAAUGCUGAGUCUGACAAGUCUGCAUCUGUAUCGCCUUCAAUUUUAGCUCAAGCAAACAAUACAAGUCCUGCAGGAGUAGAUCCUCUAAAGAGUAUGUCAGCAAGAACUUUGUACAAAAGUUCUAUUCCACCAGCUCAAAAGUCUGAGAUAAUGACUCGAAAGAAAAAUAGGCUCGAGGGUCUUACUAGUAAUUUAGUGUCGAAAAUAAAUCCUAGUGCAGCUACUAAAGUUUUAGACACAUUGCUAAAUAAUAAUAUAAGAAAAUCUAUAGAGUCAAGGAUUCUAGAAAAAGAGAAGAAUAGCGGCAAUUCAUCUGACAGUUCCAAUAAGCAUGAUGAGAAAAUAAAAAUUAAGGAAGUAUCACAGAUGAACACUAGAGCUACUGUCAUCAAAUCACCAGUGUCCAAAAAUAAACUUAUAGAUGCUAAAAAGAAUAAAGCAUCCGAACUUACUAUUGAUCAAACGAUAGUAGUAAACGUUGAUAAACCCACUGGAAUUUUUGAACCAUCAAUUGAUUUAGAAGAUCAAAUCCCUAAGUCCUCGAUUUGUGUUAAUAACGCCUUGUGUGAGACCAAUAAGUUGAAAUCGAAAACUAAAAAUGACAAAAGUUCUAGUGGCUUAUUAAGCCCUAUUGAUACAGAAUCUGAAAUCCCCUUGGCACUUAUAUCUGAGACGCCUGAUCCCAUCAUAAGACCUAAAAGAGGAGAAUCUAUAGCCUCUGUGCUAUCUGAUAAAAUUCAGGAAACAAACGGAGGUCAUAAUUUGCGACAACCUAAGAGAAAUCUAAGUAAUGACACCGAUGAUUCUAACGACAAGAAAAAGAAGAAGACUUCUAAUAAUAUCAUCAGAGAAAGCAAAUUAGUACUACCAUCAAAAAUGCUAGUUCCGAAAAUACAAGCUGAAAGAUUACUGAUACUAGAUCCAACAAAGAAAAUAAGCAUUCCCAUUAAGAAACCUGAGGUGGAAACAAAUGAUGUUAAGACAUCUGAAACGAUGAAGAAAAAAGCUCGAAGGAGAAAAGCAAUUAAUAGAACUGGGUUUCCUAGUGUUAAGAAGAAAAAGAAGAAAGUGGAACCCAGCAAUCAGGGCAUUGUCUCUGAUAGUCACUUCACGUCUGAAGACACCGAUAAUAAUUCUGUCUUUGAGAGAGUGCCAAAAGAUGGUGAAGCUAUGAGCAGUUUCUUAGAAAGGACUAAUAGUUGUAAAAAACCGGAACUGAAAGUAGUACUAAACAAAGACGAAUGUCCAAAGCAGGGCCGUUUGACAGUUGUAGCACUUGAAAAAUUACAGGGAAAAGAUUUACCUGCUGAAUGUAACAAAGCAACUAACAAGUCGCAAACAACGACAGAGAAAAGAAACACGAAUUCCUCUAUACUUAGGGCACCGGCAUUACAGCUCAAACAAAAUAAAUCUGAAAAAGAACUUCGAAAUCAUAUAAAUAAAUGGGAAGUGUUAAGCGAGUCGGACAGUAUUCCAUCGUUGGCCAGUUCAAUCAGUAAUGAUCCAGAGGACAGCAUACCAUUGAGUCUUUUGAACCUAAAUAGUGAUCGCCCUGUGGGCCGGUUGGACAACUUAGAAAGGCUGAAAAGGAAGACGAGAGCGAUGUCACCAUCCCAAGAAAUUGAAGAAAUAUUUUCAAAGAGAAAGGCUGUCGAAAAGAAUAAUAAAAUUGCGUUGAGACCUAAAUCUAGUCUCGCCAUUUUAUACCCGAGCGAAAGGAGACUGACAAGAAGUUCUGACAACAACAACGAAGACCUCAAAAACAAGAACAAAAAAUCUGAGGUGAAGAAAGCUGCAGUACUUGAACAAGUUUCUGAAAAAUCAAAGCCUGUCAACAUAUCUGCAAGACGAAAGUCUAGAUGCCAAGUUAAGAAAAUCCGUGAAGUGCAGUCAAGUUCAAGAGAAAGUUCGCUAGACACGGUCAUAAGUAGGAGACUCAACACAAAAUCGCGAGAACCUUCCAUCGACACCUUGCGUGAUCACGACGAAAAUGAUCCAUUACCUUUGAAUGAAAAAGAAAUUGAUUUUGAAAAGAGCAUUGAUGUGCUUUCGAAGAAUGUAAUUUGUAAGAAGAGAGUGGCUUCUUCUCGAGAUGACAGUCCAGCAAGUAGUGUCGAUAACAGGGAAAAGCCUGUUGUCUCAAAGAGAAACCCGCGUCUCAGGAAAAAGUUCUUGGUAGCGGGACUUUUCUCAGACUACUACAAAGACGAUCCGAAGCCCGAAGGGAAAGGAAAGAACCUCGUCACUCAAACAGAGUUUCCGCCUGGCCUGCUCGCGCCGCCACCUUAUUGCGAGCGAUGGGUUCGCCGUCGAUUACAACAUUUCUCUCUGCCUUACGACAUCUGGUGGCAGCAACAUUAUAAUCAGCCCGUGCCUUCGUGGAACUACAAAAAGAUUCGUACAAAUGUGUACUAUGACGUUAAGCCUUCAGCCGAGGAAUGUGAAAGCGUCGCUUGCAACUGUGCGCCUGCGUCUGGCUGUAACGAGGACUGUAUAAACAGGCUGGUCUUUUCCGAAUGUUCUCCACAGCUGUGUCCAUGCGGCGAUAGAUGCAAGAACCAACGCAUUCAGCGCCAUGAGUGGGCCUCUGGGCUUGAGAAGUUCAUGACGGAGAACAAAGGAUGGGGCGUGCGCACCAAGCACAAGAUACCUUCGGGCGACUUCAUACUGGAGUAUGUUGGCGAAGUGGUGUCUGACAAAGAAUUCAAGGAGCGCAUGGCGACGCGUUACGCGCGUGACACGCACCAUUACUGCCUACACCUGGACGGCGGGCUGGUCAUAGACGGCCACCGCAUGGGCGGCGACGGACGCUUCGUCAACCACUCCUGCCGGCCCAACUGCGAGAUGCAGAAGUGGACCUCCAAUGGUACGUUCAGAAUGGCGCUUUUCGCUCUGCGUGAUAUUGAACCGGACGAGGAACUGACGUACGACUACAACUUCUCUCUGUUCAACCCUGCUGUCGGUCAGCCAUGCAAAUGCGAUUCGGAAGAUUGCCGCGGCGUAAUAGGCGGGAAAUCUCAGCGGAUCACCAAGCAGCCUGUGAAGACUCAAUCUCGAACACCCUCAAACGCCUCCAACCAGUCGCAAGGCUCGAACGGCAAUCAGCCGCGCGUGGGUCGUCCGCGGAAGGCUGUCAAAUGCAACAAGAAGUCCGAGCAGCAGACCGUGACUGCGUGCGACAUCAAGAACAUGACGAUCCUGAACAAGUACCAGCAGCAUCUGAACAGACUGUGGCAGGAGCCGCAGAUGAAGCCGCUCACGGCUAAGGAAAGGAGCGUGGUCAAGGAGAGGCACUGUUUCCUGUUCAGAAACCUUGAAAAUGUCCGCCGCAUCCGAGACCGUCUCUCCAUAGGGUUGCCGCCAUCGCCACCGGCCUGCCAAGCUCCCACGCCAGCUUUACCAGCCCUGCCAGCGCCGCCGACACCGGCGCCUCCUACCACAGUAUCAACCAACUCCAACAUCAACCCAUUAGCACUUCCUGAUACUAUGAACUCGGAGGUGUUCCUAGCGAGAUUACACGCCCUUCGAGCGUCUAAAGAGGACACGGUGAAAAACCUCGUGCGGUUGGAUGAUGAGCCUACGUUGGAUAAGGGCACGCGGCUGAAGAAGGUCUUCCAGGCGCUGUAUAACGCUAUUGUGGCUGUAAAAGACGACAAAGACAAGCUCCUCUGCGCGCCAUUCAUGAAGAGCAAGACCAAGAGCCAAGAGGCGGGCCAGCCGGCGGCGGACUUGGCCACUAUCGAGGCGAACUUGGCGCGAGGACACUACGAGACCGUGGCGCAGUUUGACGCAGACGUGUGCGCUGUGUUGGCGGCUGCUAUGCGCGAACAUGGCCGCCUUUCUGCGUUAGGAAGUGUAGCUGUGCAGCUGAAAAAGGUGUACAACUCCGCUAAAACGGACCUCGCUGACCAUUUGACAAAGAUACUCGGCCCUGAAGAACCUUUGCCUACUGGAUUCUUGCAAAAAGCUAAAACUGAGGAGGUGAUAAUGUGCAUCUGCGGCCUGCACGUGGAGGAGGGGCUGAUGGUGCAGUGCGGCGGCGCGCGCUGCGGCGUGUGGCAGCACGCGCGCUGCAUGCGCGUCGCCGACACGCGCGCGCCGCACUACUGCCACCACUGCUCGCCGCACACCGCCGCGAACGUCGACCGCGAGAUCCCGCUAGACGACUACACAGAAGACGGCCACCAGUUCUACCUAUCACUAAUGCGGGGCGACCUCCAAGUCCGGCAAGGGGACACCGUGUACGUGCUGCGAGACAUCCCUAUUGAUGAGAAGCACCCCGACGUUAGCCAGGCGAACGGGGAUAAGACGGACUCGCCGAAAACUAAGAGGGUUGAGAGGAAGAAGGUCAAGAACAUCGCUAAAGGGAAGACUGAAGAGGCUACUCAGAGCAAGGACGGCGAGGUCCGAAAACACACUUACCAAACGAUCGGCGAGACAGCAGUGUCGGAGCUGGACAUCUUCCGCGUGGAGCGUCUGUGGAAGCACAAGCACACGCGCGAGCGCUACGUGUACGGCCACCACUAUCUGCGCCCGCACGAGACCUUCCACGAGCCCACGCGCAAAUUCUUCCACAAUGAAGUGAUGCGAGUGCCGUUGUAUGAAGCAGUGCCUAUUGAGCUCGUUAUGUCCCAGUGCUGGGUUAUGGAUCUCAAUACUUACUGCAAGGGCCGGCCGGUGGGCGCGGCGGAGCAGCACGUGUACAUUUGCGAGCUGCGCGUGGACCGCACGGCGCGGCUGUUCACGCGCGUGUCGCGGCCCAAGUACCCCAUCUGCACCAAGCGCUACGCCUUCGACGCCUUCCCGCAGCGGCUGCGCAUCACGCGCACCUACGCUCCUCACGAAGUGUCACCGGAAUAUCUGAAACCAAGAGGGAAAAGUGCUGCUAUAGUUCCCUUUGAUAAAUCUAAGAAUACCACAACGAAGGACGUGAAGAAAAAGUCUUUGCCAGCAGCUUCAACGUCCGAGAGCUCUAAGGCCGCGAGCGCGUCUCUAACUCCAGCGCAACGCCGCGAGCGUCAAAAGGAGCGAGUGAACAACAUCGCUCGCGCGCUGCUCGCGCGCCUCGGCUCGCGAGCGCCGCUCGACGCGUCCUACCUGCUGCGCGCCGCGCCGCGCCGCCCGCGCCCGCGCCCGCGGCCCCGCCACGCCUCCUGACCGCACGGCCACGCCUGCCCCGCCUGCGACCACUGCUAAAGCCCGCUCCGUGACCACGUAGAAUAGGGACCUUUCCCUGGUCAAAAAGCAAGAGCUUUAAUUAGUCCGUCAGUUGACUUA